CACGGCGAAUGAGGGCGACAUCCGGAAAGAGGUUCUGAGCGGGACAAUAAACGCUUCCUAUCAACGACAUCCGUUCUUUCCGGCUCCGGUCUACUCUCAAGCGCAAAGAUGCUGAUGCCCAAGAAGAAUCGAAUUGCCAUCUACGAGCUCCUCUUCAAGGAGGGAGUCAUGGUGGCUAAAAAGGACGUCCACCUGCCCAAGCAUCCCGAGCUUGCCGACAGGAACGUGCCCAACCUUCAUGUGAUGAAAGCUAUGCAGUCCCUGAAGUCAUGCGGCUACGUCAAGGAGCAGUUUGCCUGGCGCCACUUCUACUGGUACCUCACCAACGAGGGCAUCCAGUACCUAAGGGACUUCCUUCACCUGCCCUCGGAGAUCGUGCCAGCCACUCUGCGUCGCCAGACCCGCCCCGAGACCGCCAGGCCCAGGCCCAAGGGAGCAGAAGGAGACAGGCCUGCCCGUCUUAACCGUGGAGAGUCUGACCGAGAUGCAUACAGACGAUCUGCUGCACCACCCGGUGCUGACAAGAAAGCGGAGGCUGGUGCCGGAGCUGCCACAGAGUUCCACUUUAGAGGCGGUUUUGGGCGCGGCAGAGGGCAGCAGCCUCAGUAGAUUUUUGCUAUGUUCAAUAAAGAAAAUCCAAAACAA
Syngnathus typhle (broad-nosed pipefish) is the source of this 645-nucleotide messenger RNA. RefSeq names its product small ribosomal subunit protein eS10. Bases 109 to 609 code for a protein of 166 amino acids. Lineage: Eukaryota; Metazoa; Chordata; Actinopteri; Syngnathiformes; Syngnathidae. The record is from RefSeq and is a predicted model, not a curated record. Gene Ontology annotation, cellular component: cytosolic small ribosomal subunit. The transcript is spliced from 6 exons. Gene Ontology annotation, molecular function: structural constituent of ribosome; RNA binding.